UAUUAUAGCAGGAAUUGUAGUUCUAGUAGCAGUGGUAUUUGUCUUGUUCGUUUUUCGUUGUUGGAGACGAAGGGAAAGCAACUUCGGAUCUGAAGAAGCCAUAAACCAAAUAUCAGAGGGAGAUAAAAUCAGAUAUAACAACCUUAUGCAAAGUUCAGAAAAGAGGUAUUUUGUAAGAAUUAUGAUAGUUGGAAAGAAAUCGACCGAAAAAACAUGCCUCUUGAGAAGAUUAUUGAAGGAAGACAUAUCUGAUGUUCCUAGUACAGAUGGUGUUGAUAUUGUUGUUCGUAGAUGCAAAAUCAACAUUGAAGAUGGAAAAUGGAUAGUCGAGAAAGAUAUUGAUGAUAAUAAAGUCAGCCGGAAAAGGAGAGCGAUUACAACAAUCGACGCAAAGGUUGAUAUUGAUAAGAAUGACGAUACGAGUGAGUUUUCAUCAUUGAUAAUGCCGGACAAUUUCACUACCGACACAAAGGUCAAUCUGGAAAAGAAUGAAGAUACGAACUAUAAAGCUCAGAAGGAGUCUUCAUCAUUGUUAAUACCUGAGAAUUUGAUGUCUAAUGUGUUUUUUAAGUCAACUGUAAAUACUCCUUCGAACCCAAAUGCAUUGUGUGAAUUAUUGGACUUUGCAGGAAAAAAAGAAUUUUAUGCUACACACCAAGCAUUUUUGACAAGUUGUGCAGUAUACCUUGUAGUUGCAGAUAUGAAGGACGACAUAAGUAAACAAGGCUUAAGUCAGUGUUUUGCCAAUUUUCAGAAUAUUGGAGAGUAUAUUGAAUUUUGGUUUGAUUCUAUCCAUUGUCAUCGAAAAACCGACCAACCAGCUAGAUAUGGGCACUUCGAUCCUCCGAUUUUAUUAGUUUUCACUGGAAAGGAUAAAUAUAACGAGGCAGAUAUGAAGAAGAGAGAAAAGGAACUUAAUAACCAAAUAGACCGAGUUCUUGGAUAUCAGAGCAAAUAUCGACACUUGCACAGAUCAUUUUAUCUUUCAAAUAUCAUAGAUACCGACGAAGAAUUUGAAAAGUUGCGAUACGCAAUUUACGAGACUGCAAGUAACAUGGAAAAUUGGGGUAAAUCUUUUCCGUGUAAAUGGAUUCUUUUAGAACAUUUGAUAGAAAUCAAUAAAAACGAUGGAACAAAUGUUAUUACUAUGAAUGACAUGUUCAAACUAGCUAAACAUCCUGAUAUCAAUAUUCUAAAGACAGAGGAUUUGCUGUUGUUUUUGCGAUUUCAGCACAAUAGAGGUAACAUCAUUUUCUUUGAAAAUGUACCGGAUUUGAUCAUUUUAAGACCUCAAUGGUUAGCAGAUGCUUUCCGAUGUUUAGUCUCAGAUAGGUUUGAUAACAGCAGAUUGCACCACCGUGAGGACUGGACACUUUUUACACGACAAGGCUUAAUAAGUGAAGCGUUAUUAACAGAACUCUUUCAAUCAAAGGAUGGAAGUCGGUUUUCAGGACAGAAAAAUAAUUUGCAUGCAGUUUUGGAAAAGCUUGAUAUUUUGGUCAAAAUUGAUAACUCAAAUUAUAUAAUGCCAAGCAUGAUGCCGUCUGCAAAGUAUGAAGAUGUAUGUGAACAAUUUGGCAUUCUAACAGAAAUUUGUAAACGGACUUCUUGGCUUUGUUUUAAAUUUGAAUUCCUCCCACCUUCUUUCUUAAACCAUCUAUCUGCCUGGUUUAUCAGAAAAUAUGCAUUAAGCAAAGUAGACAGUGGGACUGCUUUGUACCGUGGCAUCUGUAUAUUUGACAUUGAUGGAUCAGGUUGUGUAAAGAUUCUGGUUACCAUGUCGACUGAUACAAUUGCUCUUCAGGUUUUGGCGUUUUCCGAACAACACGAGGAAUUCGGAAGCCCGUGUAGCGAUAUAUACAGUGAAGUAACACAACUUGUUGACGAUAUAAAACAGAAGUAUCGAUUAAAAAUAUCUUUUAAACUCCAUUUUAAAUGCAGUGGUGGCUACUAUUAUAAAGAUACAUUUGAAUAUGAGAGAUUGAAGCGUGAAACAGAGUGUUUCUGUCCUCAGCACCACACAGCACACCGAUCAGAAUUGUUAUACCUUCCUUGGAUGAAGAAUGAUGUAUGUUUUUUUUAAACCGCAUCUUUAUAAAUAGCUGAGACAAUCAUUUGUUUCCCUCAACACCUUUAACACUGUCUGGACUUUAUCAACACAUUCUUUACAGACUUUACUCAGCUGAAAGCUGGAUUAUCGCUUUAUUUCUUGUUUUAAUUUGUUUGCUUGGUACUUAUUUGACUACGAUAAAUUGGGACACUCGUUUUAUUCACAAAUACAAAUGUGUUAAAGAGUAAAUUAUUUUUAUAAUACUUAAAUAUCUUUUUUUCUAAUUUACAAUUCUACAUAAUUUUGGGAUGUACUAUAUAUUUGAGAUAGUAUCAUACAUUGUACUUUGUUUUUUACGACUAUUUAAGGAAAUCAGAUUAUUGGUAAGAAAGAAUCAUAUGUGGACAAUAAGUCAUAUUUGCUCACGGGAAUCCUUUUAAGAGUUCAAGCUGUCAACCUUUGUUUAUAUUAUAAGUGUCAAGUUUCAUCAGAUAAAAAGAAAUUCACAUCAGACUUAUAUAUUUGAAAGUUACAUGAAAUAGACUCUCUAACUUAUGGUUUUAUUAAACAUUUAUUUAAUAAUGAAUGAGUUUCUACAAGUACAUGGGAGAUUAUCUUAGUGUUAUUAACCAUAUUUUCGAAAGGAAAUCGGUUGUUGAUUUGGGGAUGUACGGCAGUCGGACGGGCGGACGGGCGGGCAGGCGGCCUCCAAGCAGUGUCCGUUCGUUAACAUGAAAACGCUUUGACGAAUGUUUCAAGUUUAUUUAUGUUGUUUCCUGUGAAUAAAUAAAUGUCAAGUUCAAUUUUCACGAGUUUAGCUUUUCUCGUUGUUAUAGCCCUUUUUCUAAUUAAUUACUCCAGUCUGUUCAAAGGGAAAUAACUAAUUUUUAAAAGAUUUUUAAAGACAUUGUAUUAAUGAUAAUUUGAUUUCUCUUAUUUUCUUUGGUAAAUUGUUUGAAUGUAUUUGUGGUAGGUUUGUGUGUUAUUCUGUAUAAACUAAUUUUCUGAAUGCUAUACAUAUAAUUUUGUUUUGAUGAAGUGAACUCCUUUUUUUAGAUAAUAAUCUAUUUCUAUUUAAGAA
Messenger RNA from Mytilus californianus (California mussel), 3131 nucleotides. RefSeq names its product probable serine/threonine-protein kinase roco8. NCBI's taxonomy places the organism in Eukaryota, Metazoa, Mollusca, Bivalvia, Mytilida, Mytilidae. The record is from RefSeq and is a predicted model, not a curated record. The transcript is spliced from 5 exons. Bases 146 to 2083 code for a protein of 645 amino acids.